GGUCGUGGUGGGGCGGGGCUCGUAAACACAGAAAUCUAAAUAAAGAAAGGACCGUGCAGAAAUUUCUACUCCUAAGUAUCUCACGUUUUCUCCACAAGUGAAAGGUUAAUCUCGUGUGAUGCCGAUACGCCGAGCAGCAGCGACUCCGACCCCGGAGAAGGCCCCCUCCGCUGCAGCAGAGAAAGAGCCCGAAGCGUCCUCGGAGGAGUCCCCCUCCGCUGACGAGGAGCAGGCGGCGUCCUCUGCCGCGCCCGCCGACGGCGAGGGCAAGGCGGUGGGCGACGCGGAGCCCACGGAGAACGGAGAAAAGGCCGAAGGAGCGGAGGAGGAGAAGGCAGGAGAAGGGGCCGAGAAGAAAGAUGACAAAUGCAAGGACUGCGCGGCUGGACAGUGUGCAACACACUGCUAUGUUCUCCUACUAAGGUUGAAGGAUGGAUACAAGUACAAGAAAUCCAAAAGCAAGAAGGUGAAAAGAACGAUUCCAGCGUGGGCGAGCGUCGCCGCCAGCAAAAAGCUUCCUGUCACCAACUUUGCGGGCACUCAGAACAAAGUGGAUAAUAUCCUCAUCGAAGCUAUUACGUCUUGUAAUGACAAGUCUGGGGUUUCAUACCAGUCCGUCAUGAAAUAUAUUCAGAAAAAAUACCCGGGGAUGGAGCUCGACAAGAAGAAGUUUCUCAUCAAGAAAGCGAUGAAGAAACAUCUGGAGAAGGGAACCAUCAAACAGCUGAAGGGUAAAGGCCUCUCAGGAACCUUUGCCAUCGGGAAGCAGACCACCUCGUCUAAGAAAGCCGGUCAGAAGACGGAGUCUCUGGGAGACGCUCUUCCUCUCAUCAUCACUCGGCUCUGUGAGCCCAAAGAGGCCUCGUACUACCUGAUCAAGAAAUACCUGGAGCAGCACUUCCCCAACUUUAACAUAGAGAAAAGGCCAGACGUCCUGAAGUCCGCCCUGGUGAAAGCUGUAGAAAAAGGACAGCUGGAGCAGAUCACUGGGAAAGGAGCCAACGGGACGUUCCAGCUGAAGCGUACCGGUAACCAGGUCCUGCUGAAGGGCAGUACCUUAGAGGACGCCAUCACAGCCGCCAUCACAGCCAUGAACGAACCUAAAACCUGCAGCACCACGACUCUACGCAGAUUCCUAGUGGGGGCCAACAAGGACACAAAGGAGUACCAGUUAGUGGCCAAUCUGAGGAGGACCCUGACAAAGUGUAAAGUUCUCGGCUGGAUGGAGCAGAUCACCGGUCACGGCUUCACAGGGACCUACCAGCUCUCCUUCCCCUUCUACCCCAGCCCUAACACCUUGUACCCAGACAAGUUCAACAAACUUCUUAAGAAAGACCCUCCGCCUGCAACCAAGCGGAGGCGGACGGUUGCAUCUUCUGACGAAGAAGAAGAGGAGGAAGAAGAGUCUGAGGAGGAAGAGUCUGAGGACGAAGCUCCCGCUCGUAGGAGAAAACCGGUGAAGAGGCCCCCACCCAAGGCACGGCGUCCCCCACCAGCCAAGAAGUCUCGGAGCGCCAGUCGGCCGGCAGGUAAAGGCCGGGGACGCCCCCCCGCCAAGAAGUCUCCGGCAAAGAAAGCUGCGUCUUCGGCCAUUGUGCGGGGAAGGAAAGCGCCGGCCGCUAAGAAGGAGACCCCCACGCCGUCUAAAGCCACGCCCGUAAAACGAGGAGCUCCGGCCAGAAAGCCCAAAACACCAGCCGUGAAAAAGCUGGCCAAGAGAGGCUCCAAGCGGCCGGCGUCCAGAGAUUCCUCCCCCGAGGAGACUGAAGUCACAAAGGAGACGACGCGGAGCGGGUCCAAGCGAUCAAAGCCCGAGGAGUCGUCUCCGGCACCAGCCGUUAAAAAGCAGCCAGCCAAAGGUCGGUCUAGGCGGACCGAGCCUGAGGAAUCGUCCCCGAAGGAGCCCGCCGUGAAAAAGGGUGCAAAGAGCAAGCAGAGCCCCCGCAAGUCCAAGAGAGCGAAAUAACGGGCCGAGGAUAAACUAUCCACCGGUCUGCUCUGGAUCUGCAGCAGUCUGCCGCUUUGUUCAGUCUCUCUCUCUCUCUCUCUCUCUCUCUCUCUCUCUCUCUCUCUCUUUUUAUCAUUUCUCUCUCUCUCUCUCUCUCUCUCUCUCUCUCUCUCUCUCUCUCUCUCUCUCUUUUUAUCAUUUCUCCCUUUUUAACAGGGCAGUAGUUUUUUUUAUUUCUAUUGUAGAAUAAGAACGUUAUCCUACCAAGUUUACUGUACAUUGAGAGUUUCUGAAUUUCCUUUUUAAUCACCAUGUGUAGAAAAGCUCCGUUUAGUGUUGAUGUGUGAGCAGCUGCCGUAUCAGGAACACAUAGCGAGAUCAGACAAACUGUAACUAGAGCCAUGUAGGGACUUUGGUUUUUAUAUCUGUUCCUCUGUCGAGGCAUCGGCAGCACACGUUCCUAAUGCCGGAUGGAUUGAGAUAUCAGUGUUUUGGAGGGUUGAACUAAUGUUCAUUUUAAGUUAAAACAUGGGUUAAAAUGUUUAAACUGUUGCUAAUUAUAUUAAUAUUUUAUAAAGCACAGAUUUUAAGGUUGUUGUCCUGUGUCCUCAGAUAAAUUACAAUAUUUUUGGCCGUGCAGUACCGCAUCAAACCUGAAUUUUUAAUAAUUAUAAUAUUAAUUUUAACGGACAAUGAUUGAUGUUUGUUUAUGUAAAAGAAGAACAAAAAAGCCCCUUGAAAAGAUCAGGCCUGCAGGCUGCAGGUGGAGGACUGGACAGAAGAUAAAACACUAUGUUAGGACACAUUUCCAACUUGUUCGGGGAAAAAAUGUCUUUUUUGAUAUGUGUGUGUAAUCAGGCAUAAACAUGAAUUGAUUUUAUUGCUUCACGGCUGUAAUUCAGUACCAAACUGUAAGAAAUGUGUGUUGUGAAUAAGAAAAAGGAGGAUAAUAGCUCAUACAUACCUUGCAUGCAUGUAUUCCUUGUGUUGUUAAGCUUUUUUUCCAAGUCAUUAAUAAAAUGGCUAUAUUUGUAAA
This is a messenger RNA of Centropristis striata (black sea bass), 2984 nucleotides long. RefSeq names its product heterochromatin protein 1, binding protein 3 (gene hp1bp3). The coding region runs from base 119 to 1966 and encodes 615 amino acids. Gene Ontology annotation, biological process: nucleosome assembly; heterochromatin organization. Gene Ontology annotation, cellular component: nucleus; nucleosome; chromosome. The transcript has 13 exons. Lineage: Eukaryota; Metazoa; Chordata; Actinopteri; Perciformes; Serranidae. The record is from RefSeq and is a predicted model, not a curated record. Gene Ontology annotation, molecular function: DNA binding; nucleosome binding.